Molecule: messenger RNA, 2479 nt
Organism: Seriola dumerili (greater amberjack)
Lineage: Eukaryota; Metazoa; Chordata; Actinopteri; Carangiformes; Carangidae
Product: KIAA0895 ortholog
Exons: 7
Coding region: 182-1714 (510 amino acids)
Source: RefSeq, a predicted model, not a curated record
UAAACAGUUAUUUCUGGGUGUCGAAAUAAGCACUCACGACAGGUAACUUGUUCUCAUCGUUCAAUUCAUAUUUGGACAACAUUAGCCGGCUAAUUUAGCAAGGUUAACUCUGUUAAAUAACACUAGUGUUCUUCGGACGGCUGUGUGGUAUUUUAGGUUUAGCUAGAUACCUCAACAGAGGAUGCUGGAGUCAAUAAAAGUAACAGAAAGACUUCACUGGCCAGAAGCAGAAAUGUCCAAAAAGUGCAUCUUAAACUCUGCUGACAAGGUUGUGAGUCCAAGCCAAGUAUAUCUGGAGAAGAUUUCUUCCAGUGUUCUCAAAGACCUCUUCAGCACUGGCUCCAGCAGCUGCAACAUACUGCUGCAGGGUGAAGAGGAAGAUUGGGAGAGCCCAAAGCAGUCUCUUGGGCCAAAAACAUCAGAGAAAUGUGGUGCCACACUUGGUAAAAGAAACCAUCCAAGUAUGGCUUUUAAAAAGGUGCGUGCUCAAGAAGGUGGUGGGAAGCCUGCACAGACAAACUGUGUCUUCUCAGACACAAACUCCAGUUUCCCUAAACCAGCACGAAGCAUCGCAGUGGUGGGCAGCACAAUGGGCCUAAUGCCUCGUACAGUUCCACAGCUCAGGAAGAUGUGCUUUGCCAAUUCGCCUCACACUAAACUUCCCUCAUUGCACAAAGCAGCACUCAAACGUGAAGUGGAAAAUGCCAAGAAGCUCUGCAUCCUUACAGCCAUCAAGCCCACUAAUGUGGAGAAAGAGAAGGCCAAGUUUUUCAAGUCUCACUUCAGCUACAAUCCACAGUUUGAGUACAGCAACCCUGUCUCUCCGCUUGUCCUGGCACGGCAUAAUAACGCCUCAGAUCGCUUCCUAACACAGGCAGUGCACAUCAUGGAGCUCGCCCUGCUGCGAUAUGGCAGCUAUGAGAAGUUUGAGCAGGUCACUGGGGGGAACCUCCUCACCAAGAGUCGCAUCUGGCACAAUGUCAAGAAAUAUAUGGAGAAGGAAGGAUGCAUGGGGGAGAUAGUAGUCCAGGUGACAGAUGACCUCCUGUCCAGAGCCUCCAUGACAGUGGUGAACAGUAGACCCACACUUACCAUCAACAUCUCCACUGCACGAGAGCACUGGCUGGAGGGCAUGCUGAGGCAUGAGAUCGGCACACAUUAUUUCCGAGGCAUCAACAACUGCCACCAGCCGUGGAGCAGCAGCAUGGGCAGGAAGAAGCACAACCUGAAGCCCUUGAACCCCACAGAGGAGGGCCUGGCCAGCAUCCACAGUGUCCUGUUCAGGAAAGACCCCACUCUGUGGCGCGCUGCCCUCCUCUACUACACUGUCUACCAGGCCAGCCACAUGUCCUUCUCUCAGCUCUUCCACAACCUGGGACGCUUUGUCCAGGACCCCAACACCCGCUGGGACUACUGUGUCAGAGCCAAGAGAGGCCAGACCGACACAGCACAGCCAGGGUGUUUCAGUAAAGACCAGGUCUACCUGGAUGGCAUCCUGAAGAUCCUAAGAUACAGGGACAAGAUCAACUUCCCACUGCUGAUGGCUCUGGGAAAGGUGUCGUUCGAAGAUGUGGACCGCCUGAAACCAGUGGCUCAGAUGGAGAACAUCCGCAUCCCACACUUCAUGCAGGACCAGGGGAGGUAUGUCGAGGAACUGAUGAAGAUCAUGGUGGUCAACCAGCUGACUGACGAGGAGCUCAAGACCAUCAUCUGACCCUGCUGCACCCCCUGCACAAUCUUGAUCAGACCUGAAUAAACGCUCACACUGCUGCCAGCCAUGGUCUGCAUGCCUCAACACCGUCAGCAUGUGUUUGUGUGACUUGUGCAGUGUCCUGUAUUGCAUGUAGUGAAGACUUCUUAGAUUUGUUAGAUUUCUCCUCUGAUACAGUGAAUCACCCCAAGAAUCACUCAAUGUGUUGUGUUUAGAGCUGGAUGAAGUUUAUACCAGUGCCACUACAAUACCUAAGUUACUUCAUCAAUACAGACGGGACACUUUUUACUCCACCUUACCUUUACUUUUCUAUAACUUUUAACAAGCAUUUGGUGCCAACUUUGUUUACUUGACAGUUUCUAAUACUCAGUUUGGUUUAGGAACAUUUUUUUCUAAUAGUGUCUCAAUAGCUUCACAAGCAUGGUUUUCAAAAUAGAGUUAAUAUCCCGUGAAGACCUAAAUCAGGGCCUGACUGAGAUUUUUAGGGAUUUUAGGGCUACGUCCACACUACUACGUUUUAGGUUUAAAACUCUUUUUCUAUGUUUACUCCUGCUGUCCACACAACUCUAACUCUGCUGGAUCUAUUUUAGUUUGAAAAGUCUGUGCUUGCGUUGUAGUCUGGAUGGACAAAAACUGGAAAAUGGACAGAGUCCUUUGUAAACGGCAUAGACAACCACAGUCGCUCCCUGAUUCGGUCUCAUCAGCCUCGACUGCUAGCGUUACUGACCUUGUCGUUUUUGCCAGCAGCUGUUUGCUGUUCCUCAGUCG